AUGCUGUCAAUAUUCCUGCUAGGCUUCUGUGCCUAUGCUCUUGCUGGUCCCUUGCAGCAGCCAUUGACCGACUUCCCGUCGCGUCAACUGCACGGUCGAUUUUUGCACAUAACGGAUUUCCAUCCCGACCGCCUGUACAAACAAGGGACCUCCAUCGAUCGCUCGUGCCACCGUGGCAAAGGACCCUCGGGGUAUUUUGGGGCCGAAGGCACCGACUGUGACGCCCCGCUCUCACUCAUCGACGAGACCUUUCGCUGGAUCGAAGACAACUUGAAGGAUGAGAUUGAUUUUGUGAUUUGGACCGGCGAUUCUGCCAGACAUGAUAAUGACGAAAAAUUACCCCGAACCGCAGACGAAAUCCUCGAUCUGAACACUUACCUCUCCCAGAAAUGGGUGAGCAUGUUCAGCGAGAACCGGGCGUCCUCGAUCGCCAAGCUCUCGGUGCCUGUGAUCCCGACCUUCGGAAACAACGACAUCAUGCCGCAUAAUAUUUUCGAUGAGGGCCCGAACAAAUGGACCAAGCGCUUUUCGGAAAUCUGGAACGCGUUCAUCCCCGAAGACCAGCGCCAUACCUUCGUGCUUGGGGGCUGGUUUACCACAGAGGUGGUUCCCGGUCGGCUGGCGGUCAUCAGUCUGAACACGAUGUACUUCUUCGACUCGAACAGCGCGGUGGACGGAUGCAAGGCCAAGUCGGAGCCUGGAUAUGAGCAUAUGGAGUGGCUGCGGGCGCAGUUGAAGAUCCUGCGGAGUCGCAACAUGAAGGCGAUUCUCAUGGGUCAUGUGCCUCCUGCACACUCGAGCGAGAAACAGAACUGGGAUGAGACAUGCUGGCAGAAAUACGCACUUUGGGUUCAUCAGUAUCGCGAUGUGGUGGUUGGGACUUUAUACGGUCAUAUGAACAUCGAUCACUUCUUCAUGCAAGAUAGCGAUGAGGUUGACAUUGCUGCAUCGGCUGAUGAGCAGAUGUCGAUUAACUCCAAAUCGGACUACCUGGAAUCCUUGCGCAGUCAAUGGUCCUCCUUGCCAUCUCCCCCGGCUGGAUUCUUCGAGGAGCUCGAUUCUGAGCUUGAGGCUGGCGGUGUCUCCGACACCACAGUGAAGAAGGGGAAAAAAGAGAAGAAGAAGGAAAAGAAGAAGCGGAAGUUUUUGGACAAGAUCGGAGGUCCGUGGGCCGAACGCUACAGCGUUUCACUCGUAUCACCCAGUCUGGUACCAAACUACUUCCCCAGCCUGCGAGUAGUGGACUAUAACAUCUCCGGGGUGGAAGUUACAAACCAGCCUGUUUCAUGGUACGAAGCGCAUACUGCCUCCGACCUCGACUCCACCUCUCUCGAAACCCCAGAAGCCAGCGAAGACCCCGUCGAGAUCGAAAAGAAGAAGAAGAAGGGCAAAAAGGGCAAGAAGCCCGACUUCAAAGUCCCCGAUGGUCCAUCAUCGACCGCACCCCCAGGCCCAGCGUAUUCAAACCAGCCAUUCACCUUCCUCGGGUACACCCAAUACUACGCGAACAUCACCCGAAUCCAAGAAGAGAUCGACGAAAACCAACCCGAGGACCCUCGCCUCAACUUCGAAGUCGAAUACACCACCAACGACGACGUGUAUCGAAUGAAAGACCUUACUGUGCGCAGCUUCUUCCAGCUCGCAGGCAGAAUAGCCGAUGAGGAUGCCCAGGCCGAUACCAGUUCGACUGCCGAUUGGUCUGCCAAGAAAAAGAAGCCCAUGAGCAUGAUCUGGCGGGCCUUUUUGAGACGAGCCUUCGUUGGGUAUGAAGAUAUUGACGACUUGGAUUGA
Penicillium salamii is the source of this 1791-nucleotide messenger RNA. The record is from the annotation of a GenBank genome assembly. Lineage: Eukaryota; Fungi; Ascomycota; Eurotiomycetes; Eurotiales; Aspergillaceae.